Metopolophium dirhodum (rose-grain aphid) is the source of this 1374-nucleotide messenger RNA. RefSeq lists its product as uncharacterized. The coding region runs from base 314 to 1351 and encodes 345 amino acids. The record is from RefSeq and is a predicted model, not a curated record. Lineage: Eukaryota; Metazoa; Arthropoda; Insecta; Hemiptera; Aphididae. The transcript is spliced from 2 exons.
CGUACACACGUUCAGUUUUUGUUUAAAACUUGACUGAACAGGCCUGGCCGUUCAGGCAAGUCCUAACGUAUGUAUGCAAAAACUGAAGGCUCGUUCAGUCCUGGGCGCGGCAUGAACUGAACUGGUUGUUCUUGAUUUUUUGAAUUGGCGCGAAUGACCACGUGCAUAUAUAAAUGAAUAAUAUAUUGAAACUUUUAUGAAACUCAGCUUAUUAAACUCAAAUAUUAUUCAUCAACUAUUAUUAAUAAUAUAAUUAAGAUAUUAUAUCAGAAUUCGAGUAAGUACAGAUAUAAUAAUUAUAAAACUAUUGUAAAUGAUUAUCUUCAGUAUUUUAAAUUAUAAUAGUAGUAUGGACUCUCGAAAUUGGCCACAAAAGAUUCUGAGCGAAUUCAUUGAACUGUACCGAGAAAACCCAUGUUUAUGGAAAGUUAAAGCAUCAGAAUAUAGUGACAAAAAUAAAAAAAACGAUGCAUAUGAUGUAUUACUCGUCAAACUAAAAGAGAUAAACCCAAACUCGAACAGACAAGACGUGGCAAAAAAAAUUAAUUCAUUACGCAGUUGCUUCCGCAAGGAGUAUAAGAAAGUAGUCGCAUCAAUGAAAUCGGGCGCUGGUACAGAUGAUAUCUACAAGCCCAACUUAUGGUAUUUCGACUCAUUGAUGUUUCUCAAGGACCACGAAAUGCCAAGAUCGAGCAUCGGUAGUGAUUGUCCAGAAUUCAUUGAUACUCUUAGUCAGAACAACGAUAGCGAUGAAGUCAGUCAAGAAUUUCAGGAAACAGAUGCAAAUUUACAAAUACCUAGUCCUGUUUCUCCAUGUCUUAUAACUAAUAGCUCAUUGACCAAAAAUAACGAUCGUAAAAGAAAAAAUCAUUCACAAGAGAUGAAUAUCAAGGCUGAUGAAGUGUUAACUUUAGUUGGAGAGAAACUUAAGUUUUCAAAUCCUGAAGAUGCCCAUGAUAUUACUGGUAAAAAUAUCGCAGGAAAAUUACGAACUUUAGACCCCAUGAUGAGAAUUUAUGCAGAAAAAAUAAUUUAUGAUGCCUUGUUCGAGGCCCAGUUGGGCACCUUAAAUAGAUAUGCACGUAUUGAAAUUCCGCAAAUACCAGAUCAAAAUGCACCAAAAUCAGCAGUCAACAACUCAAUUACUGACAAAUCCAUACAUAUCUCAGGUACAUCAUCGCCAUUGUUUUUUCAAGGUACUGAACAAAAUGUUGAGCACGUCUAUCAAAAUCUACAGCCCGCACAAUCGCGCUUAUUUUCAAUUUCAAAUCUAAUUGAUGAAAAUCAAUCAUACAAAAACGGACAAGAAACACCAGGAAAUGAUGUAGGCGAGUUCUUGUAUUUUAAAUAAAUUGAAGUGUAUUGCACUUAUCA